AUGCGCGCCGGCCCGCGCGAGUCCAUCUACUUUGAACCCGGCAAGGUCAAAGCCGCCAUCGUCACCUGCGGCGGCCUCUGCCCGGGGCUCAACGACGUCAUCAGGCAGCUGACGAUCACGCUGGAGGAGUACGGCGUGAACGACAUCAAGGGUAUCCGGUACGGCUUCAGGGGUUUCUUCGAGCAGGAGGGCGAGCUUCGGCAGCCCAUCAAGCUGACGUCUGAUUUGGUAGAGACGAUCCACUUGGAGGGCGGCAGCAUCCUGGGUUCGUCCCGCGGUGGGAGCGACACGAGCGACAUCGUGGACGCCAUCGCUGAGAUGCAGCUGGACUUUCUGUUCGUCAUCGGCGGCAACGGGUCGCACGCGGGCGCGCUCGCCAUCGAUAACAUGUGCCGCGAGCGGAACAUGCCAACCGCGGUCAUCGGCAUACCCAAGACGAUCGAUAACGACAUCCUGCUCCUCGACCGAACCUUCGGGUUCCAGACAGCCGUGGACGAGGCGAUCAAGGCGAUCAGAUCUGCCGCCAUCGAGGCUAGGUCCGCGUUCAACGGCGUCGGCCUCGUUCGCGUCAUGGGUCGACAGUCGGGGUUCAUUGCCAUGCACGCCGCUCUGGCGUCGGGCGAGGUGGACGUCUGCCUGAUUCCCGAGAUUGACACCACCCUGGAGGGUCAAGGGGGCGUGCUGGCGCACGUGCGGAGGGUGCUGACCCGAAAAGAGCACUGCGUCAUCGUCGUGGCGGAGGGCGCCGGGCAGGAGAUCCUCGGUAAGAUGGGGGAGACGGACGCGAGCGGCAACCCGGUUUUACAAAAUUUCGCCAAGUUUCUCCAGAAGGAGAUGAAGGAGAAACUCGCCGAUUGCUCCCCGGACAUCAAGUACAUCGACCCGACGUACAUGGUGCGCGCGUGUCCGACGAACGGGAGCGACGCAGUGUACUGUUCGCUGCUGGGUCAGAACGCCGUGCACGCGGCGUUUGCGGGCCUCUCGGGCGUCACCGUCGGCCUGUGCAACGGUCACUACGUGUACCUCCCGAUCCCGCCGCUCAUCUCGCGAGCGCGGGAGGUUGAUCCGAACGGGCGGAUGUGGGAGAGGCUCAAGCUGGCGAUCCAGCAGCCGGUGUUCUCGGCGAGCGCGUGA
This is a messenger RNA of Micromonas commoda, 1134 nucleotides long. RefSeq lists its product with no specific name. NCBI's taxonomy places the organism in Eukaryota, Viridiplantae, Chlorophyta, Mamiellophyceae, Mamiellales, Mamiellaceae. Gene Ontology annotation, molecular function: ATP binding; 6-phosphofructokinase activity. The record is from RefSeq and is a predicted model, not a curated record. The coding region runs from base 1 to 1134 and encodes 377 amino acids. Gene Ontology annotation, biological process: glycolytic process; fructose 6-phosphate metabolic process. Gene Ontology annotation, cellular component: cytoplasm. The transcript has a single exon.